UCCCGUGGCGGAAGCGGACGCGCCGAGGCGGAAGUGCCGUGCAGGGGCGGUUGCCGGGUAACAGCGAUGUUCCGCGCCGCCGUGGACAUCCAGCCCGCCUGUCUCGGGCUGUACUGCGGCAGGACCGUCCUGUCGGUGAACGGCUCCGUGGAGACCUACGGGGACUGCGGGGUGUGUCCCAGAGGUCAGAGGACUGAUGACAACAAGAUCUGCAGAGAAUGUACAGGAUCUCCGGACCGCUAUGACUGGCUCUACCUUGGCUUCAUGGCCAUGCUUCCCCUGGUCUUACACUGGUUCUUUAUUGAGUGGUAUUCUGGAAAGAAGAGCUCCAGCGCGUUGCUGCAGCACAUCACAGCCCUGUUGGAGUGCAGCAUUGCAGCAGUGGUCACCCUGCUGGUCAGUGACCCCGUGGGGUCCCUGCACAUCCGCUCCUGCAGGGUGAAGAAGCUCUCGGACUGGUACACGAUGCUCUACAACCCCAGCCCCGACUACAUCACCACAGUGCACUGCACCCACGAGGCUGUCUACCCCCUGUACACCAUUGUGUUUAUAUAUUAUGCAUUCUGUCUUGUGUUAAUGAUGCUCCUUCGGCCUCUCCUGGUUAAGAAAAUUGCCUGUGGCUUGGGAAAGUCUGAUCGAUUCAAAAGCAUUUAUGCAGCACUGUACUUCUUCCCCAUCCUCACCGUGCUGCAGGCUGUGGGAGGAGGCCUGCUCUAUUAUGCCUUCCCAUACAUCAUACUGGUGUUGUCUUUGGUUACUCUGGCUGUUUACAUGUCUGCUUCUGAAGUGGAGUCUUUCAAGGAUCUUCUGGUGAGGAAGAAAAGGCUUGUUGUCCUCUUCAGCCACUGGUUGCUUCAUGCCUAUGGAAUCAUCUCCAUUUCCAAACUGGAUAAGCUUGAGCAGGACCUGCCAUUGCUUGCCCUGGUUCCUGCCCCUGCCCUCUUUUACCUGAUGACAGCAAAGUACACGGAGCCAUCACGCAUCCUCUCGGAAGGGGGGAAUGGACAUUAAAAGGAGCCUGUGCCAACAACGCCAUCCCAAUGAUCUGGAUCAAGCAAUUUAGUCAGGCUUUGGAAACUUCUGUUUUAAAGGAAGUUGUUUAUGUGCCAGACUUCUGGUGAAACACCUCUGGUUGAGACUGUAUAAUAUCAAAAAGCUGCACUUUGUAUUCCUCAUAAGUAUCUGGUAUAGAUCAAAGGGAAUGUCUUUGUAUCUAUUUAUCACUGUGAAUCUGUAUAAAAAGCUUGUGACACGUUCUAGUACAGCGGUUUGCUUGUGUAUGUUCAUUUCCUAAUACAAUAUUUGAAUAAAACAACAGAACCUGGUUUUCAAUAGACUUUAAAUUAAAAAAAAUAGAGCUUGAAUAUGCCAGAGAGCUUGUUGUUUCUCAUCACAUACUCUAGUUUCUGUCCCCCACCAGUGGAAACAGACUGUCUUCUUCCUUCCAUCAAAAGAUGAAACAUGUUGUGCAUGAUUCCUCAUGAUGUUUGUGUCUGACUGCUGGGUAAAAGGAGAAGAACUGCAUUGUAAAGUUCACUAUAAAGUAUAGUUUAUGCUCUGUGAGCUUCGUGUAGACCUGUUCAUGUAGGGAGAGCAUUAAAUAGAUCAGAUUAAAGGUUUUCUUUUCUUGGUAGUUUGGUUAAUAAAAAUAAUGGAGAUUCCUUGUCUCCUUAAUGAAAUGCCAUUAUCUCUGCUUUACAUUCCUCGAAAUCCUAAAGUGAACACCUUGGUAAAUAUUGUUAAAACCCCUGAGGCUGCUCAGAGGUGAGUGUUUGGCCUUGCUGAGUCAAAUCUCCACUGACAGACUUAGUUUUCUUUCUGUGUUGCUUUUAGGGAUUGAGGAAGUAACUGAGCAUCAUAAGGAAAUCAAAUGCUGUCUUUUCUGCAAUGUACAAUAUAUAAUUUGCAGACACUCUGAUCUAGAGGACAGUUCUAAAGGUAAGGGAUUAAAACUCGUGUUAGAACACCACACCUAAGGACUGUUCCUCUUUCAUGGGCAUUUCUGUGUAUGGACUAUGUGCACUGGGUUUAAAUGUUGGGCUGUGUCUUGUUUUUGAAAAGAUAACAACAACUCCCAGGUAACAUCAGGUAUAGUAAAGAGUACAUUUUUUGCUAGUUCUAGAGAGUCAUCUGUUCCUUUUGAAAGCAGAAUGAAGGAUUCUAUUAAAAGCAGAGUUUACAGGAAGACAGUGCACCCCGUGGACCUUGCCUGAAAUCCCCAACCACUGACCUUACAGCUUGGCUCCAGUGCUUUAGCCAAACUUGAAAUGUGAAACAAAUUAAUAAAGUCUUUUUAUCACAUUU
Pipra filicauda (Wire-tailed manakin) is the source of this 2304-nucleotide messenger RNA. RefSeq names its product JNK1/MAPK8 associated membrane protein (gene JKAMP). The coding region runs from base 67 to 1011 and encodes 314 amino acids. Gene Ontology annotation, biological process: response to unfolded protein. Gene Ontology annotation, cellular component: membrane. Gene Ontology annotation, molecular function: ubiquitin protein ligase binding. The transcript is spliced from 7 exons. NCBI's taxonomy places the organism in Eukaryota, Metazoa, Chordata, Aves, Passeriformes, Pipridae. The record is from RefSeq and is a predicted model, not a curated record.